Molecule: messenger RNA, 372 nt
Organism: Rodentolepis nana
Lineage: Eukaryota; Metazoa; Platyhelminthes; Cestoda; Cyclophyllidea; Hymenolepididae
Source: the annotation of a GenBank genome assembly
AUGCGGCUGAUAUACGGGGUUCUUGAUGGCACACGUACAGCUGAUUAUAAGGAGGUAGUCAAGCCUCCACUCAAAAAUUUGGCCGAUGACGGUUCGCUUAUCAUUCCAAAAGUCCCCAUCAAAUCCGAGCAUAUUGGUCUGGAGAACUUCAAUCUCCUACGUGUAAUUGGCCGUGGCAGUUACGCCAAGGUCUUUCAAGUUGAAUACAAACCUACCUCAAAAAUCUACGCCAUGAAAGUCAUCAAGAAGGAGAUUAUUACAGAUGAAGAGGAUAUUGACUGGGUACAAACGGAGAAGCACGUCUUUGAGAUUGCCAGUAAUCAUCCCUUCCUAGUGGGUUUACAUUCCUGUUUCCAGACACCUAGUCGGUGA